CUCUCAUGUGUGACUGGAAGUGGAGUGCAUCAUUAACCUAAGGGCCUCACCACUUGGAAGUUACAGUUUUCACCACCAGGCCUACCUUUUCCUUUUCGGUCUGGUUCUUUUCCUCAAACAGCAGAAACAUCUUUCUUUUAAUAAAGUUGCUUUUGUUGCAGAGUUAAGCAAAUGGCUGAUAGCAGCUGUGGUAAAAAAUCCACAAAGUGCCCCCACUGCUCAUCUGCUUCUCAGAAAAAUGCACUUUGUACAUGUUCUUGUAAAACAAAGCUUUCUCCAAUGUCAGUGGUGGAAAUGUCACAGACAUCAAGCACAGGCAGUUCAGAAUUUAUAUUUUCACCAGAAAAAAAAAAAGAAAAAGGAGCCAGCAAAGAUGUUACCUCUGGAAAAGAUUCGCCCUCAAAAUCUUCAAAUGUAGAGAGAAAACCAUCUCAACAACAGUGGGGUAGGGGCAACUUCACAGAAGGAAAAGUUCCUCACAUAAGGAUGGACAAUGGAGCUGCUAUUCAGGAAAUCUAUACCUUUGGAAGAGUACUGGGACAAGGGAGCUUUGGAAUGGUCAUUGAAGCCAUAGACAAGGAAAGAGAAACUAAGUGGGCAAUUAAAAAAGUGAACAAAGAAAAGGCUGGAAGCUCUGCUGUGAAGUUACUUGAACGGGAAGUGGACAUCCUAAAAAGUGUGAAACAUGAACACAUCAUACACCUGGAACAAGUAUUUGAGACACCUAAGAAAAUGUAUCUUGUGAUGGAGCUUUGUGAGGAUGGAGAACUCAAAGAAAUUCUGGAUAGGAAAGGUCAUUUCUCAGAGAAUGAGACAAGGUGGAUCAUUCAAAGUCUCGCCUCAGCUAUAGCCUAUCUUCACAAUAACGAUAUAGUACAUAGAGAUCUGAAACUGGAGAACAUAAUGGUUAAAAGCAGCUUUAUUGAUGCUAACAACGAAAUGAACUUAAACAUAAAGGUGACUGAUUUUGGCCUAGCAGUGAAGAAGCACGGAAGGAGUGAGGUCAUGCUGCAAACCACAUGUGGGACACCCAUCUAUAUGGCCCCUGAAGUUAUCAACGCCCACGACUAUAGCCAGCAGUGUGACAUUUGGAGCAUAGGUGUCAUAAUGUACAUUUUAUUAUGUGGAAAAGCACCCUUUAUGGCAAGCUCAGAAGAGAAGCUUUUUGAAUUGAUAAAAAAGGGGGAACUACAUUUUAAAAAUUCAGUCUGGAAUUCCAUAAGUGAUUGUGCUAAAAGUGUUUUGAAGCAACUUAUGAAAGUAGACCCUGCUCACAGAAUCACAGCUAAGGAGCUGCUAGAUAACCAGUGGUUAACAGGCAAUACACUUUCUUCAGCGAGACCAACCAAUGUGUUAGAAAUGAUGAAAGAAUGGAAAAAUAACCCAGAAAGUGAUGAGGAAAGCACAACAGACCAAAGAGACAGCAGGUCUGGACAAGAGGAGCUGAAAGUUUACAAACCCAGCCGAAAUGUCCCUGAUGUCAGUAACUCUUCAGAUGAAGAGGAAGGAAAACAGCCCACUGCUUAUGAAAAGACUCCUGUGCCCAGUAAGAAGGAAAAUAUAGACAACUUUGACACAAGUUUUACAGGUUCUGUAGGUAAUAGACUCCCUCCAGUUGAGCUCAAGGGAGAAGUUGAGAAACCACCUGUGACUUCAAGCCAAGGAACAGCGGCCAAAGGCACUGCUAAAUCCUUUGCCCUGCCUAGAUCCAAAAAGAAGCCCUAACAAUGCUGAAUGGUGCAGAAACAGAGCUGCUCUUUCUAGUGCUAAGAAUGAAGGGGUAGGAGGGGAAAAGGACAGUACUGUGCUGAGCUUUUAGCCUUUUAGCUGCACUGAGCCCUGCCAAGUGUUUGUACCAGUUUAGAAUUGAAGUUCCUCAUCUCCAAAGCAGCGUGGUAUUGAAGGACAGACACCAACAGACUUGAUGGCAGGUGUGGCUGAAAUCAACUCAAGGUGUUUUCGAGAGUUAUUUAGAGGAGGGGAUGCCCUCAAAGCAAAGCUGUGGGCACACUUGCCCAGUUUUACUUAAGAUUCUUACGUUUAGGCACAAUUAUUUUUAGGGGAAACUGAGAGCCAAAUAUGGUAGUAGAGGCUCCAGAUGAUUAUGUGCACUUUGCACUAGGAGAUUUGUUAGGAAAUUACUAAUAAACUUGCCAUAGGCAUAACAGCUGAAGUGCUUCAGCCAUUCACGUGUGUUCUUGUGAUUUUAGAUUGCUGUAGAUUGUUUAAGACAGCUUAUUUUAAAUGUAGAAAAAUAGAUUUUGUAACUGUUUACCAUUAACUUGCUGCUAAAUUCCCAGUGUAUUGAUUUAAUCAAUAAAAAACAGAUG
Messenger RNA from Capra hircus (goat), 2330 nucleotides. It is a transcript of the gene STK33, whose product is annotated as serine/threonine kinase 33. Bases 172 to 1725 code for a protein of 517 amino acids. Gene Ontology annotation, biological process: protein phosphorylation; mitotic DNA damage checkpoint signaling. Lineage: Eukaryota; Metazoa; Chordata; Mammalia; Artiodactyla; Bovidae. Gene Ontology annotation, molecular function: protein serine/threonine kinase activity; ATP binding. Gene Ontology annotation, cellular component: cytoplasm; nucleus. The record is from RefSeq and is a predicted model, not a curated record. The transcript has 12 exons.